AUGAGGCAAAAGGCCUCGGAAGGAGAUUUCGCCGAUGAAUCCGAUUCUGAUCGUGAAGAAAGGGAGGAGAAAGCUAACCACCUCAGAGAACAAGGAAACUUUGCAGUAAAAAAUAAAAAAUUUGAAGAGGCAUUAAGGCUCUAUUCCAACGCCAUUGAUUUGACGGCUAACGACCACCGACUCUUCGCCAACCGCGCGUUUUGCUAUUUGAAACUCGGCAAGCCACAGCAAUCCCUAGACGACUGUGAAAAAUGCCUUUUGUUAAACCCGGGUUACACUAAAGCACUUUCACGCAAGGCUUGGGCUCUCGAAGAUCUUGUUAAAGGAGGAUCGUCUCACCUGAUGGGACAAAAAAGAGCAGCAGUGGCUGUAGCACUCCAUUUUGACUCCGAUCUUCGCCAAGACAAGAAAUUUCGUAAAAUGUUUCCAGAGGUAGAUACUCAUUCGAGUAAAGAAAUAAGUAAUUCUGCACAUUUGGCUUUUGCUCUGAUGACAACACAAGGAAGUGAAACUCUGUUACUGCAUGAUGGUGAGUACAAUUUACCUCAGUUCGUUGCCUUGAAAGACCUGCAGAUCGUCGGCCUUGGACAGAAAGUCGUUUUCAACUGCAAAGAGAUGUUUACAAUUUCCAACGCCAGGUGCUAUUUUGAGAAAAUUCGUUUUGCAAAAGGAAGCGUUGGCCUUCUUUGUCAAUUCAACACUACUAUUCACUUGAAACAUUGCGAAGUUUCCGGAGGAUUCUCUAGUUGUGAAGACUAUCCAGAAUGUAAUGGCGGGCCAGGGUGUGUAGCGGCCUCUUUAGGUAAACCUGCUUGCCAACGCACUGGUAAGUUUGGAGAUUCAGAAACAAAAUCCGGUGUCGGCGGUUUUCCUGGAGUGUCCAUUGCAUUUCAGAGCUCCGCGCUUAUUGAAGACUGUGCAAUUCAUGACUGUGGUGGUGGUGGCGCCCUGGUUAAUUUAGAUUCCCGGAUGGAGGUUAGAAAGUGUGAGAUAUACAAAAACCACCAGGCUGGUUUAGAAGCAAGACAAGGCGGAAAACUUGUAGCAUACGAAAACAGAAUAUACGGUAGCAAUUUUCAUGGCAUUCUUAUCGGGAUGAAUGCAGGAGAAUGUGACAUCAGGAGAAAUAAGAUAUUCGAAAAUGCAAGAGAAGGCAUUCUUGCACAGAGCAACGAGAAAACGAUAAAAAUACAUGAAAAUGAUAUUCAUCACAAUGGGCCCUUCGGUCUUUCUCUAGAUGACAAUUCUCAUCUUGAAAUAAGUAACAACAAAAUAUUCGAUAACGGCUUCUGGGGAAUCCUUGCCAAAUCGAGAACUUCAGCCAACAUAACAGAAAAUGUUGUCUUUGCCAACAAAUGUGGAGGUAUUUUGAUUGGUGUAAAUUAUUCUGGACGUAUUUACUUAAAAUCCAACAUCGUUCGAGACCAUAGCGGUCCGUGGCUAGAGUAUCAAAAGUUUCCCAAAGAGGUUUCCCUUGACGAUCUCGAGUCAGCGUUUUCUCAUCUUCCACAUGGAGAGAGGCAGGCGUACUCUAAGCCACCCAUCCUCAGCCGUAACAAAGAAUUUAAUAACGAGGAGGGCAUGUAUUACCCUAAAGAAGUGAUUGAGCGGUUUAACACCGGUUGUACGUUUUGUCAUCUCACAAAAGGAGUGGUACCUCGCCUUAGGAAGUGUGCGACUUGUCAUAUUGCAUCUUAUUGCAGUAAAGAAUGCCAACGAAAGCACUGGCCCAUACAUAAGACUUUAUGUAUCACUCUGAAAAGUCGAUAUUCCGUAACGGUGAAAGUGUCUCCCUUUUUUCCCAUGGAUGAAAACGUAAUCCAGUUUCGGCAAUUUGGUACUCAUUUAGAAGGCAUUGGAACAGGCCCUAAACCAAACCGUAACAGUCGCCAAAAGUUCAUCGUAAAGAUUCAAACG
Porites evermanni is the source of this 1917-nucleotide messenger RNA. The record is from the annotation of a GenBank genome assembly. Lineage: Eukaryota; Metazoa; Cnidaria; Anthozoa; Scleractinia; Poritidae.